UGACCCUCCUGAGCCGCCGUAGAAAUGAUAAACACUGACAUGCAGCUGUUCCUUCAGUAUUAUGUUACAGAGCUCACGUGUAAGAGUACUCUACGUGUAGUGUAACAGAGUGUUGUAAAAGAGACACAUUUUAAUCACCGGUAACAUAAUGGAGCCAGUUAUAAUAAUAAAUCCCGGGGAGUCAAAAUGGGACAUACGUCAGAAAGUUUGGGACUACAUCGAGGAGAAAAAUCUGGCCAACUUCCCGCGGCCUGUUCACAACCGAAUCCCAAAUUUUAAGGGUGCCUUCACAGCCUGUGGCAGGUUGUCCAAGCUGCAGGUGUUCACCCAGGCAGCUGAGGUGAAGGUGGAUCCUGAUAAACCUCUGGAGGGUGCUCGGCUGGCGGUGCUGCAGGCUCGAAAAAGUUUAUUGGUCCCAACUCCUCGUCUUCGCACCGGCCUGUUCAAUAAGAUUACUCCUCCCCAGGGUGCCAGCAAAGAACAGUUGCGCAUAUGUUCAUCCUCUCAGGGUGUGAAAGACUUCAGUGUGCCUGUUGGCCUGGAUGCGAAGGUGAAGGUAGACCUGGUUGUGGUUGGCUCUGUGGCCGUGUCAGAGAAAGGCCUUCGGAUUGGGAAAGGCGAGGGCUAUGCAGACAUGGAAUAUGGCAUGAUGGCUUCAAUGGGAGCUGUGAAUGACUCUACUGUGGUGGUUACUAUUGUGCAUGACUGCCAGGUGGUGCACAUUCCAGAGGAGUUAAUGGAAGGUCAUGACCUGACUGUGGACUACAUCCUCACACCCACCAGACUUAUUAAAACAAACUGCCAGCUCCCCAAACCACAGGGAAUCACUUGGACUAAGUUUUUGUGUCUUCAGCUGGACACAGAAAAGCUGGAGAGGAUCCCCAUACUGAAGAGGCUGCGUGCUCUGGAGGAGCAGGCUGGAAAAGAUGUAACACUGGGGGCAGCGCCUGUUGUAACGGAGCCCAGUCUGCAGACAGCUCAACCUAGAGGGCCAACCAGACGAAGGCCAAGGCAGAACAGGCAGCAAGAACCUGAGGGAGAAUCCAAACAGGAGAAAGCAGUGCAAUCAGAACAGAAAACCAGACAGCGCCCAUAUAGAGUGAGGAAAGAAAGUGCUGGGGGAGGAAAAGAGGGAGAAAUCAGUGAGAAAGUGAGGGGAAGAAGAAGAGAGAACAGUAAGGAGAAGAACCCAGAGGUGGGUGGAAGUGAAGUCACGUCUCAGCGUAAGCUCCCUCUGACUGUGACCACAGUUUACCUGGGGGGUAUCCCUGCUGGGCUGCGUGUUAGCGAGCUGAAGACUGCCCUCAGAGAGAGGGAGGCUGCCCCACUCAGACUCACCUGGCAGGGAGCUCAGCACAGGGCCUUCCUGGACUACAGUGACCCUCAGGCUGCAGAGCAGGCACUGGAGGCUCUGCAGGAUCUCAGUUUGAAUGGUCACAGUCUGCAGGCUGAGCUGGCCAAGAGUCAGCGGGGAGGCAAGAGGUCCGGACAGUCCAACAAGAAACCAAGACCAUCAGUGACUCUGAAAACUAAAAAAGCACCAAAUACUGAGAGUGAUACCAAUGAAAUGAGUGAGCAGUAACAGCAACAGGCUGUUCAGGCUAAAUCACAUUAAAUGUCUUUAAAGACGUACUAUGCAGAAUUUCUCGGUUGCUCUUUGUAAACUCGCUGUUGUAAACAAGAAUGAUGGUUGAUUGAUGAGCCUCAUUCCCAAGUCUUUGGGAUGGCGAGCUACCAACCCAACGUGUUGGUGUUUGACAACCUGGAAAUGAGACUCAACAAUCAGCUAACUUUCUUCAGAAUUGCUGACGCCCGUAACGUUCCAAUCACAGCAAAAUAUUAAGAGAAUUGAAGCAGAUGACAGAGUCUGUGUAGGUGCAGAUACUGUCACUGGUAGAGGCUCGUAAGUGAUGAUUCAGAGGGAUUUUUCUAGGAAAAUCCUGCAUAGUAUACCUUUUAAGAAGCAUUUAGUUUGUUGACCUCUGAUGAGCUUGACAAAAUAAUAAUUUAAAUAUAUACUAAGUACUUCUUAGAGAUAGAUACAGUAUUUUGGUAAAAAUGUAAGUGAUGAGUGAAUAUAAAAAUACAAAUGUCAAGAAGAUUUUAUUUCCAUAACCAGCUAUCAGUAUUAUCUCCUUGUCUGCUUGUUGGUUUUUUCAAAGCAAGAAGAGGAAACGGAAUAGUGUUGUGUCGCAUAUAGCGCCACCAUGUGGUCAUUUGAUCAACUCUUACAAUCCAGAUGAGUCCUGGGCCUUGAAGCCCAGCAGUAAAAUCAUGUCUUUCUUGGACUGAUAUUAUAAAGACGACAGCAGUGUGUGACGCAAGUUCUCCACCAUGUUGUUGUUUUUUUAAAUAUAAAUUUUGUAAAAUCAUUGUUUGAAUAACCCCCUCCCAACAAAAAACACUUUAUGUUUUUCUAUUCCAUUGCCAAACUUUGAAAUAGAUGUGGCCCAUUUGACGUAAAUUGCAGAAAGAAUAAAUUUCCAACAAAUGUAGGAGAUGUGAACAUUUUAGCAAACUGAAGGCAGUUUUGAUUGCAGACUACAGCAAUAUAAUGCAUUUAAAUAACCAUAAUUUAAUUAUGAUGAUUCUGACUCACUUGAAAAUUUCCAGAGUUGUGUCUCUGCACAUAACCCAAAAUUUAAUUUAUGUAUUUUCUUAACAUCACUGUGAUUGUCUAUCAGUGAUGGACUAAACUCUGGAUCUAGAUGCAGAUUAUAAAUGUCUAAAACUGUUUUUUUUUCUUUUUUUUUAAAUAACAAAUUUAGAGGUGUGUGUGUCUGAAUAUUUUGCAAAUAGACAUAGAUCUAAACAGUGAUAUUUGAU
Molecule: messenger RNA, 2826 nt
Organism: Scatophagus argus
Lineage: Eukaryota; Metazoa; Chordata; Actinopteri; Scatophagidae
Gene: mthfsd
Product: methenyltetrahydrofolate synthetase domain containing
Exons: 8
Coding region: 149-1582 (477 amino acids)
Cellular component (GO): cytoplasm
Molecular function (GO): RNA binding
Source: RefSeq, a predicted model, not a curated record